UUCGUUGUAAAACAUUUAGUCAGCUGUUGCUGUUGAACCCACACCAUAGCUCUCCGUUCACUAAAGUAAAUAUUAAAUCAAAAAUCAUGCAAAAAUUUGGUUCGAAGAAACCUGGAAACAUUCUGUCAGCCUUCAAGGCAAACCUAGACGACGUUCUCCCGGAUAAGUUCAAAUCGAUCAAGAAAGAGAUUCUACACCAUUGUGAUGAGACAAAAUUACAAGCAUCUUGGGUACGGUUAAUAGAAGCCUUUGAGAAAGAAAUCAGUCUUAUCAAGGAGAUAGGACCAGCGAUAGUACCUCAGGUUGAAUAUUCAACAAUAGUGGAAAAUAAUGUAAAAUUCCCUUCAACUGUUGCUGAUGAGAUUCGAAAGCGAGGAUGUGUAGUUAUUCGUAAUGUGGUGGAUCGCGACGAAGCCCUGAAGUAUAAGGAAAUGGUCAAAGGGUACAUCAAUAACCAUAAAGGGAAAAUUGUUGGAUUUCCAGAAGAUAAUCCACAGGUGUGGGAAAUCUACUGGUCGAAAGCUCAAAUAACUGCAAGAUCACACCCGAACUUUGUGGCUGUAACUCGAGCUUUGAACAAUUUAUGGAGUGCGGCACCUGGAAGUCCCAUCGAUUUUGACAAUAGUGUAACGUAUUGCGACAGACUCAGAAUUCGUCAGCCCGGAGACACUUCCUUUACACUGGGCGAACACAUGGAUGGGGGAUCAGUGGAACGUUGGGAGGACCCUGAGUACCGUAAAUGCUACGAAAAUAUUUUGAUGGGAAAUUGGGAGAAACAUGAUGCCUUCGAUGCAACCCAUAGACUAACAGCGAACAUGGAUUUGUACAACUGUAGUGGGGGAUGUUCGAUGUUCAGAUCAUUUCAAGGUUGGAUGUCUCUAUCAACUACUCAGCCUGGUGGCGGAACACUGAGACUUUGUCCACUAGUCAAACUUUCAGCUUCUUAUGUCAUGUUGCGACCGCUGCUGAAGGAUCUGUUGGAAGAAAGUUCCAUGGGAGGAGCCAUACCUGGAGUUCAGCAACACAUUCUCGAAAGUUUCCAUCCUCACAUUAUCCGAGCAAUGGUGUCCAUUCCAGAGGUGAAUCCCGGUGAUUGUGUAUUUUGGCACUGUGAUUCGGUUCAUGCGGUCGAAGGAAUUUGUAACAGUCCCACUGACAGUAGUGUUAUGUACAUGCCUGCUGCACCGUUAUGUGUCAAAAAUGCGGAAUGCGCAUUGAAGCAACGGAACGCUUUCGAAGCGGGAAAAAGUCCACCAGAUUUUCCGAAGAAUGAUUGUGAGGAAUUCUUCGAAGACAGAGCGAUGCCAAACGAUUUGACUAAGCUGGGACGGUUGACGAUGGGAUUCAACAAAAUUGAAUGGGACCAGAAUCGGUGUGUUCAUCAGGGCUCCGAAGAGGCUAUCAAGAUAGCCAAUGACAUUUUACGGUUAAGCUAAGCACAGUGAGAAAUACGAGAUCUGAACUGCAAUUUAAUGGGAAAUCCAAAAAGUGGAGGAAGUAUGAAAAACAUUUUUUUGGAAACGUAUUUUAUGGAUGACCCAAUACACUCUGGGACAAUGGUUAAGCAUGAAAUAAACGAUCAAUACACUCA
Messenger RNA from Bradysia coprophila, 1591 nucleotides. RefSeq lists its product as uncharacterized. The record is from RefSeq and is a predicted model, not a curated record. Lineage: Eukaryota; Metazoa; Arthropoda; Insecta; Diptera; Sciaridae.